UAUGACGUGGUGCAUUCGGCUUAAUCUGACUGUAAAUGUAUUAUAUUGGUUAUACAGACAAGUUAUCACGCGUGACUUGCGACGUUAUCAUCGGGAAUUUCCAAUGAUUCUCAAAGUGGGGGCUAGCGUUACCCGCGACUAUGGGAUAUUAUUGUAUCGCGACGUCAAAUGGUGGUUUAAAAAAAAAUACUCCGCAGUAGUGAGACUUAUGUUUUCUUCCUAUGGUCAAAACCCGAGAGUCUUUUUGAUGCAUGCGAGUCUCUCAAUGUGGAAAUAUUUAUACGGAUCAAACUUUGAGAACCGGUGGCUAGGCGGUGCAUCUUGCAACAAUGUAACAGACGGAUAUAAUUUGAGAAACUGAGGUUUCGUGACUAUAAAUAUCGCAACUGACAGUCUCGAUUGCCUAGUAUCCUAUGAACGUCUGGAAACGUAGAACGUUUUCGAACGUUGCAUUGUUAUAAAGUCCGCAUUCUCUUCUAAUUACAAUGUAUUCGAAAGGAAACGACGUGGCGUCAAAACGCCGCCGCAUCUCCAGAAAAACGGCUGCAUCAGCAGUAUCAGACUCAAAAUCACAUCCAAGGGCUUUUUCUUUAAAGAUGGUCCUCUACGUGGCUGACUUCAUGCGCUUCCAAGACUACAAUAGAUUCAUUAUGUCUCUUUAUCCGAAUAAGGACAUGAGCGAUCCCAUUCGGAAUAAAUUGUGGGAGCUCUCUACUUACCGGAUCGAAACCAUGUUCAUCAGAGGGAGGCCACUGAUGAUGGAGUACAACUUCGACCCCACGAGACCAAAAUCCCAUCGCAUACUGAUGAACGUGGAUUCUUUGAUACCUAUUCUUGGCGGGCUCGUGUUUCCGAACAUGAAAAAAUUUGCAGGGAUUUCAGAGAUAACGGAUUUCGUCAAAAUGCACACACAUUUGAAUGAGUGCUCGGGAGGUCGAUUCGCUGCCUGUGCGUGUCACUCGACUAACGAGAACGGCCGAGGUUUGGGAACCUCUGAAAAGCCUCUAACGGAUGCGUGCCCGUAUGGACACUAUCAUCAUUACUGUUCGCAUAUAUAUCGUUGCAAGCUGGUUGAACGUUUUCGAGAUUCACAUGGUGGUACUGCAAGAACACCGGCAUAAUUCCAACGAUCAACGCGCUUGGCGCUACGUACUUUCUGCGGAAGAAUCUGUUGACGCUCAGAGGGUCGAAAUGCAGCGUAACGAGACCGUACUCUACGGAAUGCUCUCAUAGCGUGAUCUUAUGUCUUUUCGCCGCAGCUGCAUGUUUUCAGUAGCCUUAAUUUUUUAUUAUUAUUAUGCCAAUGUAUAAAGCUUAUGUUAAUGUAUGCCGCUAGUUUGUAUAUUGAUAUAAAACAUAUUGUUAAUAAUGUGUUUUUUUUUUAUUUUUCUUUCCUGCUUCAUGUGUAGGCACUUUGCUGUUGGCGCCCGAUAAGAACAUCACCAUUGUUUGUGGCAAGUGAGCAGCGCCACUCGACAUGCGUCAGUACUGUGAAACAAGCCACACAUGUUGCAGCGCCUACUAGAGUCAGCAGUACAAAAACUUUUUCUACAAACUUGCCGUCUUUCCAUCAAGUCACCUAUGUCGUUCGCUACGUACAGCAGUACAGACGGAUCAUGCACGUUGUAGCCACAGCCGUUGAAAAGAUUUGACUGCUGCCGUAGAUCGUGCGAGACCACUGAACGUUCUCCGCAGUUCAAGAUGUCAGACUGUUCGUGGAACGUGCUGGCUGGCGGAGGAUUAUCAUAAUAAUCGUGGCUUCAGAAAGUCACCGUUCAGUUGAAAAUGUUCACUAAGCUAUCCUCCAUAGCACAUGACUCUGCGGAACUACUAAGACGUGUGGCACUGGCCGCAGUGAUUGGUCAGGCCAUGGCUUGACGUUAUCAACACACAAUGACGAAUACUUAUGCUUCUUUGCGCUCGCUCCUGCUAUCAAGCUUCGCAAUCGGCGUAACUCUCCGUUCUCUUUCUGGUGGCUUAUGGGAUUCAAGCAUCAUUCUCUGGCGAUCUGCUAUGGAUGCAAGGACUAUUGAUAGGAAAAACGCACGUCAUUGUGAACAUGCUGCCGAGCGUGUUCGUCGGAUGGUACAGCACAAUGGUUAUACUGAAUGCGACAUGAUUGGAUACCAAAGCUCCAACAUCUUUGCAUGAUACAGUUUUCUUCCCUGGGUAUGAAAAUGUCAUCCUAGCCUUCUCUCGAGGUGCUUCUCUUUGAAGUUGUAGACCGUACGCUCUUGAGCCAUUGACAGUAGUUUAUACACUUUUGUUAAUAU
Messenger RNA from Chilo suppressalis (striped riceborer), 2273 nucleotides. NCBI's taxonomy places the organism in Eukaryota, Metazoa, Arthropoda, Insecta, Lepidoptera, Crambidae. The record is from the annotation of a GenBank genome assembly.